AUUUUCAAAACCCGUUGGAGCCAGAAAUGGUUUUCAAAUCCACACCACACUUCACUCAAACCCUCCUUCUCUCUCUCUAUUUUUAGCCAAUCUCGCCAUUAACAACAUCCUCUGAUCCUUGAGGUCGGUCGGUCGGUCUCUGCCUGAUCACUGAUGGGUUGCUUUCUUGGCUGUUUCGGCUUGUCUUCAAAGAGAAAGCGUAGAAAACCGGGUUAUAGAGACCAUAAACUUUGUAGUUAUGAACCUCUAGAUUCUGUUUCUACAAACCUUGCCAUUACAGGGAAGCCCAUAACCUCAGAAGCUGAACUCAGCGAAAGACCCAAGGAUUCCUUGAACUAUAAAGUUAGAAAGAAGGUGAGCUUCAAUUUGAAUGUUCAGACUUAUGAGCCAAUUCCGAAAGAGGAAAGCACGAGUGAUUACUGGGGAAGUGAUGAGGAAGAGACUAGCAAAGAUGCUGCUAAAGAAAGGCAAUCUUCUUCUCUCUCUGAAGGGGAUUCAAUCGCGUCCAAAAUGGCGUCUUAUCCAUCAAAUUAUAGAUAUAGAAACUGCAUUGACAGCUAUGAUGAAGAGGAUGGAAUAGCGUAUGAAGAAAGUGAUUUGGAUGAUGAUGAUGAUGAAUUGGAUGACGAAGAAGAAGAAGAAGAAGAUGAUGAUAACAAUGGCUGCAAUAUAGAUGAAUUGAGAGUAAAUCAAAAGGAAUUUUCUGGGCAAUUCAACUCCCUAACUGCGAGUUCACAGAAUAAAAAUUCUUCGACAAUGCUGGGAAAGGAUACAACUGAAAAUCUAAAGUCCCUUGGUGACUCAAAUGAGGGAGGAUUGAGAUCGCGUCAGUAUGUUCAUUCUGUGCUGAAACCAGUGGAAAAUCUCAAUCAAUGGAAAGUAGUGAAGGCAAGAGGAACGCAACCCCCUAAGCAACAGAUGAAAGAAAAUGUAGCCCUUGUGCAACACCCACCGAAACCCCUUAGUUCAAUCUCGAAUAUCAGUCACUCCACACCUCUCAUGCAAGAAAUCGCAGUUGAUGCCAGCCUCUCAAACUGGGUGGUUCCUCCUGAUUCUUACCAGAAGAUAACUGCAUCCAAUGAUGUUGAGACCAAGGCUCCAUCACAGAUAGCUUGUUUUACAGACAGUACAUCUUCAUGGAGAAAUAGAGAAGAUAUGCCCAUUUUAGACAUCAUCAAUUUGGAGGCCUGAUAAGAAAAUUCCAUUGUCACCGUUUUCGUUGUCUUCUUCAAGAUAGUGACAAUUCGAUUAAGAGAGGGAAAAAAAAAAACACAUAAGGAUUCAAAUAAGGACCAAUUUCAUGGAAAUCUACCACGUGCAAGAAAGUGAGAAAGGUUGUUCUCAUAUGAGGUUGGGAUGAAUCUGUGGAUAGAAAUACAGCUGAGGUUGCUCUUGUUAUUUUCUGUAGCCCAUUCCGGGCAAGUGUGAAACGAUCUGGGGUGAUGCAUUUGUGUCUUUUUCUGAUUUUUUGAUCCGCUUCUUGACGUUGUUUUGGUAUAGACAAAGUGGGCUUUUAAGUAUCUUAUUUCUCCCCAUCAUUACUUCAUUAUUUAAAUCUCCCUCUCUUUUGAGAUUUGCUGUU
This is a messenger RNA of Populus euphratica (Euphrates poplar), 1582 nucleotides long. Its product is annotated as probable serine/threonine-protein kinase ifkB. The transcript is spliced from 3 exons. Bases 154 to 1191 code for a protein of 345 amino acids. NCBI's taxonomy places the organism in Eukaryota, Viridiplantae, Streptophyta, Magnoliopsida, Malpighiales, Salicaceae. Gene Ontology annotation, biological process: male meiosis II. The record is from RefSeq and is a predicted model, not a curated record.